Messenger RNA from Lodderomyces pseudojiufengensis, 1695 nucleotides. RefSeq names its product protein anchor (gene VAC8). Gene Ontology annotation, molecular function: protein-membrane adaptor activity; protein binding. The record is from RefSeq and is a predicted model, not a curated record. Lineage: Eukaryota; Fungi; Ascomycota; Pichiomycetes; Serinales; Debaryomycetaceae. Gene Ontology annotation, biological process: vacuole inheritance; nucleus-vacuole junction assembly. Bases 1 to 1695 code for a protein of 564 amino acids. Gene Ontology annotation, cellular component: fungal-type vacuole membrane. The transcript has a single exon.
AUGGGUGCUUGUUGUAGUUGCUUAGGUAAUGCAAAUGGAGAUGGUAGUCAAAAUCAAUUAUUAUUAGCAGAAAAUGAAAGAGAAGCUAUAUCUGCAUUAUUACAAUAUUUGGAGAAUAGAUCUGAUGUAGAUUUCUUUAGUAAUGGACCAUUAAGGGCUUUAAGUACAUUAGUUUAUUCUGAAAAUAUUGAUUUACAAAGAAGUGCUGCAUUAGCAUUUGCAGAAAUUACAGAAAAAGAUGUAAGGGAAGUUAAUAGAGAUGUUUUAGAACCAAUAUUAAUUUUAUUACAAUCAACAGAUUCUGAAGUUCAAAGAGCUGCUUGUGGAGCAUUAGGAAAUUUGGCAGUUAAUACUGAAAAUAAAAUUUUAAUAGUUGAAAUGGGUGGAUUAGAACCAUUAAUUAGACAAAUGAUGUCAACUAAUAUUGAAGUACAAUGUAAUGCUGUGGGAUGUAUAACGAAUUUAGCUACUCAAGAUGAUAAUAAAUCAAAAAUUGCUAAAAGUGGGGCAUUAAUUCCAUUAACAAAAUUAGCAAAACUGAAAGAUAUUAGAGUACAGAGAAAUGCUACGGGGGCAUUAUUAAAUAUGACACAUCUGGGUGAAAAUAGACAUGAGUUAGUCAAUGCUGGUGCAGUUCCUGUAUUAGUUUCUUUGUUAUCAAAUGAUGAUGCUGAUGUUCAAUAUUAUUGUACUACUGCUUUAUCAAAUAUAGCGGUUGAUGAAUCAAAUAGAAAAAAAUUAGCCAAUACAGAACCCAAAUUAGUAAGACAACUUGUAAAUUUAAUGGAUAGUCCGUCACCUAGAGUUCAAUGUCAAGCUACUUUAGCAUUAAGAAAUUUGGCAUCUGAUAGUGGAUAUCAAGUUGAAAUUGUUAGAGCUGGUGGUUUACCUCAUUUAGUUCAAUUAUUAACUUGUAAUCAUCAACCAUUAAUACUUGCAGCGGUUGCUUGUAUAAGGAAUAUUUCAAUUCAUCCAUUAAACGAAGCUUUAAUAAUUGAAGCUGGAUUCUUAAAACCAUUAGUUGAUUUAUUAGAUUAUACAGAUUCCGAAGAAAUUCAAUGUCAUGCUGUUUCAACAUUAAGGAAUUUAGCAGCAUCAAGUGAAAAAAAUAGAACAGCUUUGUUAGCAGCUGGGGCUGUUGAUAAAUGUAAAGAAUUAGUUUUGAAAGUUCCUUUAUCAGUACAAUCUGAGAUAUCGGCUUGUUUUGCAAUAUUAGCGUUAGCUGAUGAUUUAAAACCAAAAUUAUAUGAAUCUCACAUAAUAGAUGUCUUAAUACCACUAACUUUUUCAGAAAAUGGAGAAGUUUGUGGUAAUUCGGCUGCAGCUUUAGCAAACUUAUGUUCAAGAGUUUCAAAUGAUCAUAAGCAAUAUAUCUUAAAUAAUUGGCAACAACCCAAUGAAGGAAUUCAUGGUUUUUUAAUACGUUUCUUAGAGUCCGGAUCUGCUACAUUUGAACAUAUUGCAUUAUGGACUAUUUUACAAUUAUUAGAAUCAAAUAGUAUUGAAUUUAAUACUUUUAUAAAAGAAGAUGAAGCUAUAUUAACAGGAAUCAAAAAAAUGAGUAAUUCUCAACAACAAAUACAAGCACAACCAACUACAAAUAAUAAUAAUAAUAAUAAUAAUACUGAUGAAUAUGAAGAUCCUAAAGUCGAAUUAUAUAAUUUGACGCAACAGAUCUUACAAAUUUUGGGAUAA